Molecule: messenger RNA, 1585 nt
Organism: Cylicocyclus nassatus
Lineage: Eukaryota; Metazoa; Nematoda; Chromadorea; Rhabditida; Strongylidae
Source: the annotation of a GenBank genome assembly
UGUUAUAGGUAGGCUACCGUCGGCUAAAAGAUAGCCACUUUGUGGCCAUGUCCAAGACCCUUUACAACGUCAUCACACUCGCUUCACUUGCUAGCCUUCUUCAUUGCGCUUAUUCAGCUGCUCAGCAUCGUUCAUACCUUCGACUGACUGAACAACCAUUUAUCUCACUGCCUGCAGACGUAUUGGCCCAAACGAUCAUUUCCCUUGUUGCGCUAAUCUACGGCGCUACACACGUCGCGGGAGCAUUCCAGCAUAUCAAGAGCGAUCCGAAUCGUGAUCGAUCAUGGGACGAGGCUGCGAGCUGCAUGUCCUUCAUCACCUUCGAACAUCGUGGAAAAGCUAUGUCACCAGCGCAUGCAGUAGUUCGACAACGCACGGAAGAAGUAGCGCAGGCGGCUUCAACUUCUCGAAGCGAUUGAACCGCAGUGUAAAGAACAUGGCCGUCCCCGCAUUACCUCAACAAAUUAUACUACGGCCUUACUCCGAAAAUGCUACACCAUCCACUAAAACUCCGACUUCAUCUGCUUCUCCGUCUUCGUCCGUUCCUCUUCCGGACUUCUCUCAGCUACCUGGUGCUAAAAAACCCAAUACCACGCCAACAAAGCCAACACGACGUCUGGAAAUCACAAAGAAACAAGCACAAGAAGCUUUUGAUCACUGUUUAGAGCUAGUGCGAGCGCAUGACAAAGAUAAUUACCAAGCAGUUCUUACGAUGCCUAAAGGGAAUAGACCUGAAGUGAUAGCUUUACUUGCUUUCAACGUUGAAUUAGCCAUGAUUCGCGAAAAGAUCAAUCCUCAACGCAGAAAUGACACGUCCGGCAUGUAUCGUCUGCAGUUUUGGCGCGAUGCAAUACAGUCUAUAUACGGUAAUGCAGCGAUGCCUGUGCCCAGGCAGCCUGUAGCUGUUGCUCUAUGCGCUUUUGCUCCCAAAGCAUCGAUGUCGCUUUUGGAUUCCUUGAUAACCGCUCGACAGCGAUCAAUCGGUGACCGCCCUUUCAAAUCUAUGGAUGAGCUGUCAGUUUAUGGAAAAUCCACCACAGGUGCUCUAACCUGUCUGCAAGCUGAAUCAUUAGCUAGAGAAUGCGCUGUACUAAAACCUCCCAAAGAGGUAGUGCAAGCAGCAAAUGAAUUAGGCGCCGCAUACGGAAUUAUGAACCUCAUCAGAUCGUCACUACCUCUCAUGGCUCGUGGAGUGAUCCUACUACCAACUGAUCUCCUUGCAAUGCACGAUUUGACCUUGGAUAAAGUUUACAACAGAAAAAAUCCGGAAGCUGUUGCUGCAUUGGUUAGAGACAUGGUACAGGCCGCCAGCGCACAUUUGUCUGCAUCACGAGAGCUAUAUCCAUUGGUACCACGAGCACUGUGCCCUGCCUUAGCAGCACCCGCUUCUGUAGUUGAUUACAUUAUCGCGAAUACCACCAAGGCUAAGUUCGAUCUUUAUAAUCCUCUUCUGCAAAGACGUUCACCGUAUUUGAUGUGGUCAUUGAUGUAUAAGCAUAUGUUAGGUAGAUAUUGAGGUAACAUUAAUGCGAGACGUGUUGUUAUGUUCUUUCAAUGCCGAUGUCGUUUCAGUAGAUUUUUUUGU